CGGCUGCUUGCACUCACCAUGCCCGUCAAGUAGCCUCGACCUUCCUGGAGCCCUCUGCUCUGUCCUCACGCUCCUUAAUACUCUCACCAUCCACCUCUUCCUCCCAUGUCGAGCUCUACGCCGUCCUCGGUCUCCCGAUACCGCCCUGCGAUUCUGAUAUUGACUGGAGCUAUCGCCGGAUAUGCCGCAUACCUUCUGUACAACAGCACCCACGCUCCUUCUCAACCACCGCUCCAUCGAAGCAAUGCCGUGCGAAGACCGGGCCCCCGCAGCACACACUCCCGCAUUGCGCGCACCCUCCAACACCUCCAGCAGAAUGCAGAGCCAGUUGGGGAGUUUGACUUCUUCGGCCACCCCAUUGUCCUCGAUCCUCGCGACCUUAUAUCUGCGGCUGAACUGCGCGAUAUCGCCCAGCACUCUCAGCCCGGUGCCAGUCCCGAGCUGGUUGACACCAUGAUCGGACAGCUCUACGAAACCUUUCUCGACCGUCUACUUGCUCUCACGUUUCCGAACGGGCCUGUUUCCGAAAUUGACGGAAUAGCCCUCACUCAGUUGCUGAACGGUCGGAUGCAUAGCCUGGAACCUCUGACCCGGGCUUUCGAAAGGCACAGCGCCAGAUUCGCUGGAGGGGACACUAAUGCAAUUCAUGGUUCAGAUGGCGCUGAGAGCAUUGCCCCCACAGAGCUGUCACUACUGAGCGAGGACGACUCGGAUGAUUUAACUACAGACCCCGACGGGCAGACUCUGCAGCGCACCCUCUAUCACAUUGCAGAGGACCGGGCAAGGCAGGAGGGUGUUAUUCAUCGCGGCAUAACCUGUAAUGCAUGCGACACGAAGCCUAUCCGCGGCAUCAGAUGGCGGUGUGCUAAUUGUGCCGACUACGACCUAUGCUCCGACUGUGAAGCAACCAAUACUCAUAUCAAGACUCACAUAUUCUACAAAAUCCGUGUUCCUGCCCCCUACCUGGGAUUUCCAAAGCAGGAGCCGAUAUAUCCUGGCCGCCCACAUGUAAUGAGCCCAUCCAUCAACUCGGCCAUCAAAAAACGGCUGGUCUCAGAAACUAAAAUGGAGGGUGAGGAGGUCGAGGCAUUGUGGGAUCAGUUCACAUGCCUUGCGGGGACAGAGUGGAAUUCUGACCCUAACAAUAUUGGAUGGGCCCUUGAUCGACGCGCCUUCAAUCAAGCCUUCAUACCUCGAUAUUCAAGCUUUAUCUCAGCGCCGAAUCUCAUCUAUGACCGCAUCUUCGCAUACUAUGACACGGACCACAAUACACUGAUUGGAUUCGAAGAAUUCGUAAAGGGCCUUGAUGGGAUGCACUCGCGCGAUCCCAAAAUCAAGCUUAGGAUCGUCUUCAAUGGCUACGACGUGGACGGCGACGGCUAUAUCUCUCGGAAAGACGUGUUGAGGAUUUUCAGAGCGUAUUAUGCGAUCGAGAAAGAGGCCACAAGGAAUUACCUCGCCGAAGCUGCUGAGGAGCUUUCUGUUCGUGGCGCACUGGAGACAAUUCGCUCGAGCCAGCCGUUGGGGUCCGCCUUCACGCAGAAUAGCAUCCCGGCUAGGAAUCCCUCAAAUCCACGUUUGCAGGAGAAGUCUUCUGAAGGUCUGGAUAAUCACCAAUCUGUACUGGCUGAGGAUGUCGGAGAUGUUGCGGACCGUGAGGAAAUCAUCCAGAUAACUGAUCCUCAAAAUUCAAUCGUGAAUGGGCACCCUUACCCGCAUCAUUCUGCUGAAGGUUCAGCCAUACACAACAGGUGGGCGCGAAGGCAGUUCUAUGUCGAUGAAGAAGAGGGAUUGCGCCGACCGGAAGACUACGAAGAUUCGCCACCUCGCUCUGAAGCUGGGGAGCAGAUGGAUGGGGUUGUAGAAACAUCCCCCGCCCCUGAGCACGACCGCACUAGGGGUUCACGCUCCUCUUCUAGGGUACGGUUCCAGGAUGACGUCGAUAUCGAGACACGAUCUAAUGCCUCAACUUCCUCUCGCCCGGUUGGAGAACGAUGGGGUGGCUACGAGAUACCCGAGCCCGAAAAGGAUCUCGGAAAGGAAGUUUUGUAUCAAAUAACCCAACAAGCCUUCAACGAGCUCCUGAGUCCCCUGUUCCAAGAAAAAGAGGACAAUGCCAUGGACGCCUUCGCAACCCGAGCCGAACGACGGAAACUUGCCCACCAAAUAGACAAGACAAUCCACGAUUUCAAAGAAGAAAAGCUCGCCAACAAAGUCGUUAUCUUCCUAGGAGCCUUCAAAUACGCAAGGGUGAUGCUAGACAUACUCACAAGUACCCCUGACACGAUCGAAGAUUUCUUAGGAGAGCUAAGGGACCAGGGUGCACAGUUGAGCCUGUCGAUCUUCCGCGAGCGUCUUUGGGCAUUGCUUCAGGGGACAGAGGAAGAAGUUGUCCAUCAUUACAAGAAUCGUUGGUUCGAAGACUGGGAGCCAAAUGUAAUGGAUCUUUGGAAUGCGAAGCUUACGCGGCUACAGCUUCAAUACGAGUUGUGGGACGCUAUUCAUUGUCUCGCAACUCAAUUUGAGUGGCUCCCCAAGGAGUCCUGGUCGCUAAGAGAACUACCCAAAUCUUCUUCUCAGCCUCGGAAUGCGGAAGAAGAGGGCAACAAUCAAAGCGAAGACCAAAUACCGUAUCGCGAUCCUACUAUGCCGCAGUUUCGGCCGAACUCUAUCGUUGAUAUGGAAUCUCCCACUCAACUAAAUGGCGAUCAUCAAAGCGAGGUAGACGAGAGUGCAGCCAGUACAACCCCUUCAUCCGACCGCGUCUUCGUCGUCAACGAAGAGGACUUUGAAAUUGGCCAUUACUCGAGCACACCACACGGUCCCUUCUUCGUUCUCCAAGGCAUGAUGUACACCAGCGCUGCCCCAAGCGGACCUCCCUCACCCUCAUCGGAACCUCAACGAGGCACCGACACAGCUGUGCCAACACAAGCUGCUCUACCUCUACUUCCCCCGCCGCCUCCGCCGCCUCCUCCACCUCCGCCACCUCCGCCACCGCCUCCUCGCACUCCAUCCCCUCCUCCAUCCUCAACCCACCGCCCUGAACCCCCACGCAUGUACAACGACCCCCAAAUCUUCCUCCUCUGGAUAAACACCGCUGCGCUAACCAUGCACGUUGUCCAACGCCCAGUCGUGCACUCCCAAUCCUGGGAACACGAAAACUCCCAAAUAGCUCUCGAACGCAAGAUCCGACGUGCUGCCAUGGAACCCGACUCCCCACUCCACCUUCACAUGCUCUCUAGCCUCGACACAGUCGAAACCGAGAUCAGCGAGCGGAAAGGUAGCGGGCUUCUCAGUUUCGCUGAAUUCGAGGAUAAGAUGAAGGAGGGCAGGCUGAGGUUCUUAGAGGCUUGGAUGGAUUGGGUGAGUUUUUGAACACACCCGGCCGAUAUCCGUUGCAAUUGGUAUCCUUAGGAAGCCUCCAUCCCCUCUCGCUAUAUUAUCUUUUGUUCACCCGCCGUUCCAAGAAUAUCUAGAUUGGUAGCUUGGCAAAUUCAUAUUUACCUGCGCAUCUAGAUCCGCGAAUGGGCCGUCGGAUGGAAGGACUGGGAUUCGAUUGGUGUGCUGGUGGCUAGGCACGAGGUUUUGAUGCGCGAGAUGGAUACUACGAGUGAGGAAUCAGUUUGGAUGCAACUUUAUUACGAUACAGCAGAAGAGUGGGCUCAGGUAGCUUAUUAAAGGCUGGACUGGAAUGAUGUAAUACCGGGUGAUAGUUAUAGCGAUUUUACUGUAUCACACUGAUGACGGACGUUGGUGGCUCGCCGAUUCGGUGGGUCCGCGUCACGGAUGGAUUGUAUGAUAUAAGGCAACAUCUGGGGGCUAAAACGGU
This is a messenger RNA of Lindgomyces ingoldianus, 3829 nucleotides long. RefSeq lists its product as uncharacterized. Lineage: Eukaryota; Fungi; Ascomycota; Dothideomycetes; Pleosporales; Lindgomycetaceae. Gene Ontology annotation, biological process: mitophagy; aggrephagy; endosome organization. The transcript has a single exon. Gene Ontology annotation, cellular component: amphisome; aggresome. Gene Ontology annotation, molecular function: protein kinase C binding; zinc ion binding; K63-linked polyubiquitin modification-dependent protein binding. The coding region runs from base 106 to 3375 and encodes 1089 amino acids. The record is from RefSeq and is a predicted model, not a curated record.